Messenger RNA from Durusdinium trenchii, 1742 nucleotides. The record is from the annotation of a GenBank genome assembly. Lineage: Eukaryota; Dinophyceae; Suessiales; Symbiodiniaceae.
CCUUCUGCUUUCUUGACACGAUGCGCAUGAAUAAGAUGCCCCAGCCAUGUGCAUGGAUGGUAUCGAUGCUUGCUUCGCUGGGCUGCCACUUUUCGGCGAGUUGCCAAGCGGUUGGAGGAGACUGGAACUUGACUAUGAGAUGGAAGCGAGCCCGCGCAAUCUGAUGCUGGUGCCGCCAAUUUGCACUGCAACUGUCUAUUACUCUGGUCGAGCCGUUGUCCCUGUGGAGUACUUGAAGAAGAGAGUCCGCGGGCAAAUGAUCCUCGCAACAAGGGGCUUGAUAAGGCUUGUUUCACACAAGGUGCGGGAGAUAGUUCGAGCUAAUCCUUGGCUUGGUGGCCGCUUGCGGAAGGGCUUUGGGCGCCCAUUCUUGGCAAUCCCCAAAUCUCCGAUGGAGGAUCACUUUGUGGAAUGCAAAGAUGCUUUGUCUAUCAAUCCUGGGAUGUGCUUCCGUGACCUGGUGGGCCACGUGCAGAUGUCGUCGGCUACACUGAAGUGUGGACUGGCUUGCCUGAAUCGCAACGAGCAGCUGUUCAGGGUCGCUGUGCUUCCGGCCCAACCAGACCAUUUCUUGCUGGUGGUUUCUUUAAAUCAUACCAUUGGUGACGGCUUCACCUUCUACAAGCUCUGUGGAAUGCUCGACUCAGCAGUCAUUUGUCAAAAGCAAGGAUGGUCUUGGGGAUCUGCGCAAGAAGAUGAUUUGACCGUGUUUGAACCAAGGCAUCGGUGGUUGGCAUGAAUCCUUGCCGUCAAGUUGGCUUUGCAAAGUUGGCGGCACAACAUGUUGGACCUGAGCACUUUGUUUCAAGCUUAGUCACUCAAAGCGGGCGUCAUUGGAAGGCAUGAAAAUCACACAGUCUCUUUAUGGAUAUGUUGUCUCAGUUGAAGAUUCCUGACUCAGAACUGGCUAACAAGUUGCCCAACUGUACUGGGCUCAUUGCGAAGCUUCUGCCUGUGGCAUCCACCAGCGCCGCAAGCACGCUUGGUCGACCGAAAAAAGAUACUUGAGUUGAGACCAGAAUCAUCCGUGGAUGUCUCAACAAAUGACAUCCUAACAUCUCACCUGUUGCUGAAAUCGCGAUUUGGAUAUGGUUAUAUGUCCAUUAACCUGCGGAAUCGUGGCUUGGGCCCAAGUGACUCAAAUGCGGGCAACUACAUUCACCGGGUUCAUCUCGCUCCUCCUGACUUUUCACACCCUGCGGGCAUUCGAAAAUCAAUCGCUGGCAGCGUAUUUUGUGGGCAGAACAAGCCUCCUGGCGUUUGCGAGUCUAUUUGUUUGCGACAUGGCUUGGUCAGCAACUGGUCCAAGUUCUUCCAAGAAGUCUCCUUGCCCGAUUGUUCUCAUGUUUCGCACAUGCCAAUCUUGCCUCAUCCCCUGCCGGGCUUCGGAUUGAUCUUGAUUUUCAAGCCAAACAGGGACCAGUUGGCCGUGUACUACACCAUGCGACACAAGGAAGCUUUCCAAGAUGUUUCAGCAUCACCUGUGCUUGGACCUAUUUUUAGUCCUUUCCAAAGGUGAUAGGGAUCACACCGCACAUUGGUGCUCCCUUGACGGGAAUCCUGCAGAAGAGGACGUUGGCUGAUGCGAAAAGAAAGCAAGCAGAUGAUGUCGAAACCGAACCUGUAGAUGAUCUUUCAUGGUGACAGAAUCUGUCUGUGCUUUUAGCUGCAUGGAAACAUCAUUUUGCAGGGAGAGUCAAGUGUCUUCCAUGUUCAUGAUUGCAUAGCUGCAUAGCCACUUC